UUUUGCUCUUCUGACUGGAGACGACAUUUAACUUGUAUUCUUUUCUGAUUCUCUUGGUCACUUCUAUUUCUGUCUGUGGAAACUAGUCAACUUUUGUUGUUGAAUGUGUAUUUUAAAUCUAAUAAUUACAUAGUAGAAUCUUAGUUUUUUUGUGUGUGUUAUAUAAGUUAUAAUCAGACGAAGGGGUUUUGUACUUUGAUUAGGAAGAGUAUUUAUCACAUCAAUGGCCAUGCAAGUUGGUAAGAAGUUUUCUUGGGUGAUAAAGGACUUCUCCUCUUUGCAAUGUGCGUUCUGCUACUCUGAUUCAAUCCUGAUCGGUGACUGCAAAUGGCGUCUUCGUGCUUAUCCCAAGGGAUACAAGGUUGAUUACUUUUCUCUCUAUCUAGAAGUUGCUGAUUCAGAAUCAUUGCCUUAUGGAUGGAAAAAAUGUGUAAAGUUCCGACUAUCGAUAGUGAAACAAGUCUCGCCAGUGUAUUCGGUACUGGAAGAAACACAUGUCUGGUUUGAUGAGAAGGCUACGGGCUGGGGGCGUUCAUCCAUGAUUCCACUUACCAAACUUCAUGAUGAGAAAGAAGGGCUUCUGGUAAAUGGAGAUCUCGUGAUAGUUGCUGAGGUUGAUGUUCUUGAAGUUAUUGGCACUUUAGAUGGAUCAGAGGAAUCCAAAGAGUCAUGCCGUCCUGUGAAAAAGUCCAAGCACGGUGGUGGUGAAGAGUCUAUUGAUCUGCUCAAAGAAGCUCAUUUGGGAAAGGAAACCAUGGACGUCAAUGGCUUUAAAGUUCUUGUGUCACAGGUAGAAUCUGUGAGACGUAUAUUUGAAAUGCACCCUGACAUUGCAGUUGAGUUCCGUGCAAAGAACCAACAUCUGAGGAACGCAUGCAUGAGUUUCCUUCUCAGCUUAAUGGAGACGUUGUGCGUGUCACUUCAGGAGCUCUCUAAUGAAGAUUUGGUGGAAGCGGACGUUGCACUGACAUAUGUGAGAGAUGCUGGUUUUAAGGUGGAUUGGUUGGAGAAGAAGCUGGAGAUUGUUAAAGAAAAGAAGGAGAAAGAGAAGUGUAGUUUGGUCCGGCUUGAAGAAAUGAAGGAUAGUUUACUGAAAUUGAAGCAACAAUGUUCAGACCUGGAUGCUCUAGUGGAGAAAGAAGAGGCAGAGUUGUCGGCCAUCAGAGCUCCUUUGUCAUUCGAUGAUGUUCUUUGAUCCCUUGAGUUCUUAGGCAUGUGUUUGUGUUCUCUUGUUAUUGUUUCUCCUUUGGUUUAAGAAGUCCUCUUGUAAGGUGACUGAACUUAUGUCUCAACUUGUUACGUUUUGUUAA
Raphanus sativus (radish) is the source of this 1310-nucleotide messenger RNA. RefSeq names its product MATH domain and coiled-coil domain-containing protein At3g58410-like. The record is from RefSeq and is a predicted model, not a curated record. The transcript is spliced from 4 exons. Gene Ontology annotation, molecular function: protein binding. The coding region runs from base 224 to 1195 and encodes 323 amino acids. NCBI's taxonomy places the organism in Eukaryota, Viridiplantae, Streptophyta, Magnoliopsida, Brassicales, Brassicaceae.